CAUCCCAGAUUCUCACUCUCAGAUUCGUGGUGGCUCACACCGUUCAAAUCAAAUACACAGAGAUGUAUUCGCAUAUGUACAGAACAACGCCGAUUUGUAAUUUAGUCUUGGCACGAACGUCAAGUAGGAAGAUGGCAACAGCUGCGUCUGCGUGUCAGAAGUUGCUCACCGUUGGCACUAAAAUCAUCGGCGUCGGCCGCAACUUCGCCGCUCACGCCAAAGAACUCGGCAACUCCAUCCCCAAAGAGCCUGUGUUGUUUCUGAAACCGACUACGUCGUAUUUGCAAAAUGGAGGUACGAUCGAGAUUCCACAAUCCUUGGAAACGCUGCAUCACGAGGUAGAGCUGGCGGUGGUGAUCGGCCAAAGAGCUAGGGAUGUCACCCCCGGUAGUGCCAUGGAUUAUAUUGGAGGCUAUGCUGUUGCAUUGGAUAUGACUGCAAGGGAAAUCCAAUCUGCUGCAAAGUCUGCAGGUCUGCCAUGGACUGUAGCUAAAGGCCAAGACACUUUCACGCCAAUCAGCUCUAUUUUACCUUGUUCAAUGGUGCCAGACCCUCAUGAUGUAGAAUUAUGGUUGAAGGUUGAUGGAGAAAUUCGGCAAAAAGGCUCUACAAGGGAUAUGAUAUUCAAGAUCCCGUAUUUAGUUAGCCACAUAAGUAGUAUUAUGACACUUGCUGAGGGAGAUGUCAUCUUGACUGGAACCCCUGAAGGUGUUGGCCCCGUAAAGGUGGGUCAAAAGGUUGAAGCUGGGAUAACAGGUCUCCUGGAUGUGCACUUCAACGUUGGAAGACGCCAGGGAGUGACGCAUUGAUAUGGUGCAUUAUUUAAGGGGGUAACCAUACGGCAUGGUCUCCAGCAAGUGUCGAGACUUUUUCUAUUUUACCUUAAUUAUAAACAGCAGUUUGUAUUCAGACAUGUGAGAACUCUGGUCAAGUAUUCAGUUAUAACUUGAAGAUGAUUUGGUAUUUUAUUGGGUAAAAUUAUGUGGCCAACCAUUUAUU
This is a messenger RNA of Ipomoea nil (Japanese morning glory), 999 nucleotides long. Its product is annotated as acylpyruvase FAHD1, mitochondrial-like. Lineage: Eukaryota; Viridiplantae; Streptophyta; Magnoliopsida; Solanales; Convolvulaceae. Gene Ontology annotation, molecular function: acetylpyruvate hydrolase activity. The record is from RefSeq and is a predicted model, not a curated record. The transcript has 7 exons. Gene Ontology annotation, cellular component: mitochondrion. Bases 63 to 809 code for a protein of 248 amino acids.